GGUACAGAGUAAUUCAUAGUAAAAAAAUAAAAAUUAGGGAGUGUAGUUAAGGAAAUAAAGUAGAUAGGGUGAGAGUAAAAAACAAUCCAACGUUACUCAUGACCCGGCCAGGCCCAUGCAUUGUGGACACGGUUCAGGAUAUAAUGUGCGCAUCUCUGCAAUUGCCCAACUCCUUCACCUAAUUGGGUUCACUUCUCUCUCUCUCUAGGGUCCAGCCAGGAUCGACCAUGCAGCCGAACGGAGUUGCCCCGCCGCCGCCGAUGGCUCCGAUGCAGGCCAAUCCGGCUCAACACCCAUCGCAGUAUCCGCCGUGGAUGUCCGUUCCGCCACAGCAAGCGCUUCCUCCCGCCGUCUGGCCUCAGCAGCCGAUGCCGCACGCCGUGCCUCUUCCUCAUCACCCCCCGCCGAUGCCGCACGCCAUGUCUCUCCCGCAGCAAGUUCAACAGUACGGAUCUCUUCCCUCCGCUGCUGCGGCUCCCGCCCCUGCAUCUGCUUCCAACGAGAUUAAAUCUCUGUGGAUCGGGGACUUGCAGCCCUGGAUGGAUGAGAACUAUCUUAAUGUCUGUUUCGCUCACACGGGAGAGCUUGUCACCUCAAAGGUCAUCCGUAACAAGUCAACUGGUCAUUCUGAAAGUUAUGGUUUUAUCGAGUUCAGGAGUCGGGCAGCUGCAGAGACUAUCUUACAAUCGUAUAAUGGAGCUCUGAUGCCAAAUACUGACCAAAGCUUCAGGCUGAAUUGGGCAACAUUUGGUGCUGGCGAGCGGCGUGAUGAUACUCCAGAUUUCACCAUCUUUGUUGGAGAUCUGGCUGCUGAAGUGACUGAUGACUGCCUUGCUGAAACAUUUAAAGCCACCUAUUCAUCAGUAAAAGGCGCAAAAGUUGUCACGGACAGGGAAACUGGGCUUUCAAAAGGCUAUGGGUUUGUUAGGUUUGGAGAUGAAAGCGAUCAAUUACGUGCCAUGACUGAAAUGAAUGGUGCGAUGUGCUUAACUAGGCCUAUGAGGAUUGGACCAGCUGCUAACAAGAACCCUGUGAAUACACAUCAGAAAGCUACUUAUCAAACUCCUCAAGCUAAUCAAGGAGAGAGUGACCCUAAUAAUACAACAAUAUUUGUUGGGGGUUUAGACCCAAAUGUUUCGGAGGAUCUUCUGAGAAGUGUGUUCUCACCGUAUGGCGAACUAGUUCAUGUCAAAAUAGUUGCAGCUAAGCGCUGUGGUUUUGUCCAAUUUUCUAACAGGCCUUCUGCUGAGCAGGCUCUAUUAGGCCUUCAGGGAGCACUGUUAGGAGAGCAAAACGUCCGUCUUUCUUGGGGACGCAACCCGUCUAACAAAAUUGUGGGCCAGACUCAGUGGGGCAACAGUGGUAGUGCGGGGGGUGCUUAUUAUGGUGGGUAUGCCCAAGGGUAUGAUGCAUAUGGUGGAUAUGCUGCACCGGCACAGGACCCUAGCAUGUACUAUGGAGGUUACCCUGGAUAUGCAAAUUACCAACAGCCACCACAGUGAGAGCAUCUAAUGUUGGAGUGCUGGAGAUGAAGAUGCCAUGGCGGCAAGGUCUGUUCUCUCGUUCAUCUGUGUAAAAUGACUGGUCAUUAUCAUGACGCUUGGUGACUGGCGUGCCAGUCAGAUUUCUCUCUUUUUGUUUGUGUUUUUUUUUUGGAAUUUGGAUCUGCUUAAGUACUUAAUAGAGUAACGUGCGGAUGCUGGAUUAAGCGGAUUAGUCCAUGUGCGACCGUUUCUUGGUCUGAUUUGUGAUGUUAGAGUACUCAUAUUGCUUGAUAUUUGGCUAGCUUUUUUGGUUGAUUUGCUUUUGUGGUAUU
This is a messenger RNA of Cuscuta campestris, 1816 nucleotides long. Lineage: Eukaryota; Viridiplantae; Streptophyta; Magnoliopsida; Solanales; Convolvulaceae. The record is from the annotation of a GenBank genome assembly.